AUGUCUGACUACGGCGGCGACGACGGUGGCUUUGAUGACGGCGGUUACGACAGUGGCGGCGCCAUCGACUUCGAUGAGGAAGCAGAACCAGAAGUCAUGGACGACGUCGACGAUGCUGAGGGCGGCGAGGACCCAGAAGUGGACGACAACAUCGUAGUAUCAGGAGAUGCAAGCGCUGCAGCUGCUUCGAAAGACAAAGUCAAAAACUCAGUCGAUGCUGAGAAGGAGAAGAAGGUCCCCAACGAGAACCGCACGACAACGCCAUACAUGACAAAGUACGAGAAGGCGCGUGUGUUGGGUACGAGGGCGCUGCAGAUCAGUGGAAACGCUCCCGUCCUGAUCGACGUCGAGGGCAUGACAGAUCCCCUUCAGAUUGCGGCCAAGGAGCUGCGCGAGAAGAAGAUCCCCCUCGUAGUACGAAGAUACCUGCCCGACGGCUUCUACGAGGACUGGACGUGCGAGGAGCUGCUGAUAUAAGGUAAUGAGAGUGUUUGUCUUGGCUGCAUUGGGCUUGGAGUUUUUGGUAGGAAAACUGAAUGUCCGCUGGGGCAUCUUCGGCGUUUGAGUGGCUGCGCAUCUAUACCUCCCGAAUCAGAACCGAGUUUCGCG
Macroventuria anomochaeta is the source of this 609-nucleotide messenger RNA. Its product is annotated as DNA-directed RNA polymerases I. The transcript is spliced from 3 exons. Gene Ontology annotation, cellular component: RNA polymerase I complex; nucleus; RNA polymerase III complex. Lineage: Eukaryota; Fungi; Ascomycota; Dothideomycetes; Pleosporales; Didymellaceae. Gene Ontology annotation, molecular function: DNA-directed RNA polymerase activity; DNA binding. Gene Ontology annotation, biological process: DNA-templated transcription. Bases 1 to 477 code for a protein of 158 amino acids. The record is from RefSeq and is a predicted model, not a curated record.